AUGUAUGGACUCACCGGUUACCAUGACAACGAGGCUGGACAGAGGCGAUCUCUUCUCUGGUCUUCAGCCUGUUUGGCUGCUCACGGCCGCUAUGCCCAGAAGCUGCUCACCGACUUGUUCUCCAACUACACCAACGCCCUGCGGCCGGUGGAGGACACCGACUACAUCAUCAAUGUCACGCUGCAGAUCACGCUGUCCCAGAUCAUCGACAUGGAUGAGCGGAACCAGAUCCUGACGACCUACCUGUGGAUCCGCCAGGUGUGGAUGGAUGCCUACCUCACCUGGAAGAAGGAGGACUACGACGGCCUCGACACCAUCCGAAUACCCAGCAGCUACGUCUGGAGGCCGGACAUCGUUCUGUACAACAGUGCCGACGACGAGUUCUCCAGCUCCAUGGAAACCAAUGUUGUCAUCCGUAACGACGGCCAGGUGAUGUGGGACCAACCGGCCAUCACCAAAAGCUCCUGCUCCGUGGACGUGGCCUUCUUCCCCUUCGACGUGCAGCAGUGUCACCUGACCUUCGGCUCCUGGACCCACAACGGCAACCAGAUGGACCUGAUCAACGCCUUGGACAGCGCCGAUCUGGCCGACUUUGUGCCCAACGUGGAGUGGGAGGUUCUGGGAAUGCCAGCCAAGAAGAACGUCAUCCUGUACGGCUGCUGCUCGGAUCCGUAUCCAGACAUCACCUUCACCCUCCACCUGAAGAGACGCGCCUCCUUCUACAUCUUCAACCUGCUCAUCCCCUGCAUGAUGAUCUCCUUCCUGGCUCCGCUGGGCUUCUACCUGCCGGCCGAUUCGGGGGAGAAGGUUUCUCUGGGCGUCACGGUGCUGCUGGCCCUCACGGUGUUCCAGCUGCUGGUGGCCGAGAGCAUGCCGCCCUCCGAGAGCGUCCCGCUGAUCGGAAAGUACUACAUUGCCACCAUGACAAUGGUCACUGCGUCGACGGCGCUCACCAUCUUCAUCAUGAACAUCCACCACUGCGGUCCGGAGGCCCGUCCCGUCCCCGAAUGGGCCGAGCGCUUCAUCUUGAACCACCUCGCUCGCAUCUGCUUCGUCAGCGAGGUCCGCGACAACUGCCUCAGCGGGAGUUCGUCCAGGAAGCAGCCGCUGUCCCAGGAGGAGUCGGACGCACCGUCGGCCAACGGCGGCAGCAGCAGAGGAACCAACUGGGACGUGAACGGACAGGUGUGGGGCGGGAGGGCAGAGGAGGAGGGGGCGGGGCCGGAUCUGGCCAAUCAGACGGACUGGAAGGAGGAUCUGUUCGUGACCAUCAACCACUCGGAGGAGAGGGGAGCCGUCGGAGGGGAAGAGCGAGCGGACGAGUCGAACGGCGGUGAGUACGAGGAGGAGAAGAAAGGCGUCGGAGGCGAAGGAGGAGGCGGAGCCGAGGACCGGAGGGAGAUCCUGGUGAAGUGCAUCUGCCAGCAUCACGGACUGAGGAAGAACGUUGAGUACAUCGCCAACUCGUACCAGGACCAGCGGACGGCCCAGCUGCGCGUCGGGGAGUGGAGGAAGGUGGCCAAGGUCAUGGAUCGCUUCUUCAUGUGGCUCUUCUUCAUCAUGGUCUUCUUCAUGAGCAUCCUCAUCCUGGGAAAAGCCAUCUGA
This is a messenger RNA of Stegastes partitus (bicolor damselfish), 1605 nucleotides long. RefSeq names its product neuronal acetylcholine receptor subunit alpha-10-like. Gene Ontology annotation, molecular function: transmembrane signaling receptor activity; acetylcholine-gated monoatomic cation-selective channel activity. Gene Ontology annotation, cellular component: postsynaptic membrane. Lineage: Eukaryota; Metazoa; Chordata; Actinopteri; Pomacentridae. Bases 1 to 1605 code for a protein of 534 amino acids. The record is from RefSeq and is a predicted model, not a curated record. The transcript has 6 exons. Gene Ontology annotation, biological process: monoatomic ion transmembrane transport.